AUGCUCGAGCCAAGGCCUGGUUGCAGUUUUGACGAUGGGCUACUCUAUAACAAUAGGAGAAAUCGACGAACCAAAGUGCGAGAUUCUCCCAACUACAAUGUUGAAUCAGUCAGCCGACCAUCUUUCCCUAAUCUUUCCCAUCAAUGCUCGGUCCUCGUUUUCAUUGGAUUCCUUUCAAUCGGUGCCUUUGCUGUUAACCAGUACUCACCCCCGUCAACAUCACCACAACCGCCGAUAAGAAUGUUACAGGGUUGCCCGCCGGCUCUACUCCACUCGCGCUCAUUUCGUCACGCGCAGAUUUUGUGUCGUACCCAGCCGGCGCUGGUUGUGGCCGCCUAUGAGGGGAUCAAGGACGCUUUAUCACAAUGUGAGGAAAAACUCCGUUUCCACGCUUGGGAUUGCACAAAGAUCGGACAUCCGCUAUUGGAUCCACCGUUGCUGAAAUACGCUCACCGCGAAUCGGCGCUCGUUUGGGCGCUCUCGUCUACCGGAGCUGCUUGGGGAAUCGCCACCGCUUGUAUGCAGGGCUGGCUACCAGAGUGCGCGUGUACUCCGACGGCUGGCGAAAAGGCUUGGGAAUGGAGUGGAUGCUCGUACGGGGUUCAGUAUGGCCUAGCCGCUUCGAGAAGGCUUUUCAGCCGUGGAGCCGCUUACAAAGACGAUGACGGAGUUGGCCGUGAGAGACGUGGAGGACGAGAUCUCCCCGCCGGAAAUCCGUCGAAAAUCGCCGAGCGUCACAAUUUGAAAGCCGGACGUUUAGCGGUAAAGAAAAGCGUUCUUCAAUCCUGUAAAUGCCAUGGAGUCUCUGGAUCUUGUCAGCAGAAAACCUGCUGGAAGAGAACGGCCGAUUUGGAGACGAUUACCGGACAUUUGAUUGAUAAGUAUCACCGCACAAGAAGUGUUCUCCCUGAGACGAAAGUGAAAAACGCGGACCUUCUCGCUUUUGAGCAAUCACCUGAUCAUUGUGCUGCUCGAACAGCUUCUCGUCGUGUUUGCGGUUGGAGAAAUGAAACCCAUUCACAGGGCGAUUGUAACUCAUUGUGCUGCGGGCGAGGGUACAAUGUAACCCAUGAAGUAAUCCCGUACAAAUGCGAUUGCAAAUUCGUUUGGUGUUGUCAAUUGGUGUGCAACGAAUGUUUACAACACCGCUGGACGUCGACUUGUUUG
Molecule: messenger RNA, 1167 nt
Organism: Mesorhabditis belari
Lineage: Eukaryota; Metazoa; Nematoda; Chromadorea; Rhabditida; Rhabditidae
Source: the annotation of a GenBank genome assembly